AAUAAUCAUGGCUGACUGGGAAGAAAUAAAGCGACUGGCGGCUGAUUUUCAACGCGCUCAGCUAAGUAGCACAGCUCACAAACUCUCAGAAAGAAACUGCAUCGAAAUAGUACAGAAACUGAUCGGUUUGGGGCUGGUUGAGGUUAUUUACACGACAGAUGGCAAGGAAUAUCUCACCCCACAACAACUUGAACGUGAGAUAAAAGACGAAUUAUUUGUUCACGGCGGGAGAGUUAAUUUGGUGGACUUACAGCAGAUUAUUGGAGUAGAUCUGACCCAUGUUGAGAAUAAGGUUGCCGAAAUUGUCAAACAUGACAAAAAUUUGAUUGUCAUCCAAGGAGAACUUAUUGACAAUAACUACUUAGACCAAGUUGCAGAAGAGAUCAACGACACUUUACAAGAGUCUGGACAAGUUGUUAUCUCAGAGUUAAGCAAGACAUUUACACUCUCCACUGACUUCCUACUUGAGAUUGUUGAGAACAGAUUAGGGACAAUCAUUCAUGGACAACUUGAUCAAUUGGAAAGAGGUGUCCUGUUUACUGAUGCAUUUGUAGCACGGCAGAUGGCCUGCAUCAGAGGAGUGUUUAGUGCUGUCACAAAGCCCACACCUAUAUCAAGUCUUAUGGCUCAGUAUGGAUUUCAAGAAAAGCUACUUUAUAUGGAUAUAGACCAGUUGUGCUCUGAUGGUCGUAUAUCAGGAAGUAUACAAGGGAGACAAGACAAGGCUGUAUUUGUUCCAGAUAUCUACUCCAAGACACAGACUUCUUGGAUAGACGACUUCUUCAAUCAGAAUGGAUAUGUAGAGUAUGAUGCAUUGUCACGUCUUGGGAUUACUGAUGGAAGACAAUUUCUAAAGAGAAGAUUCCAUAAGUUACCAGUGAAAUUUCUGCCCACAUGUUGUGUGGGUGAAUCUUUACAAGGCCAGGUGGAGGCUGCUAUUGAUGAAGCUUUGUCUAGUGGUGAAUGGAUUGACAUACUGCCUCUCCUUCCAUCGCCAUUCACUCCAGGGGAUGCUUCUCAGCUGUUACAGGAUUGUCUUAAGGCUGUUGGUAGAUCGUCAGCUCAUGUGUUCUGUGAGAGCAUUGUGGUCAGUGAAAAGUUCCUUCAAGAUUGUAAAGAUCCCUUCCAACAACUGAUGCAAGACAAAGCCAAAGCGGAUGCAAUUAAAGCUCCUGCAUUGUUCUCAGAGCUUACCAGAAAAGACUUGGCUUCUAUGGGUGCCUCCAAAGGAGGUACUGACAGACGGGACAACAAGAAAGAGGAGAGGCGGAAGAAGGCAGCCUCAGGAGGUAGUAAAGGAGGAGGAGGAGGAGGCGGAGGAGGAGGGGGUGGUGGUAGUGGAGGUGGUGGUGGAGGCAGAGGAGGAAGAGAAAGUAAAACUCAAAAGGUACGUGAUAAGAAAAAGGACCGAGCUAGAGAUGAAGAUGUGGAGGAAGACAUCAGACCUAAACAAAGCUCAUCUGAUAUACCCUUCAUGACAGCUGAAGAGAUAUCAGAAGAAUUACAGAAAAGAUUUCCAAGUUGUCCAGAGGAACUCUUUGAAGAAUUAGCUUCUUACCUGUUUAGACCGCUGACCCAAUGUUACCAAGAGGUGGCUCGGUCGGUCUUCCUUUCCACAGGAGACAAAAAACGUAAAAGUCAUUCAGAGGUGCAGGAAAAAGUCAGUGUGCUGUGGGCAAAUGCAAAACUGUUUGACAAAGGAAUCAAAUUAUUUUCUGAUGAUGUACAAGUGCAGUUGUCCCGCCAUCUUCUGCGAACGGUAUGUACAGAUAUAGUAAACCAGGCAGUGGGUCUGUUAGCUGCUGACCACAUGAUCACAAUCAAUGACGAAUCAACUCUAACUCCCGAGGAUCGUCUGAAAGUAAUUUCUAAAUUUCCUGACAAAGUAAAAGCUGAGGUAGCCAAGUUGAAUUCUUCAUUAAAUGGAAAGGAAACAGAAGAUUUCUUUAACCAGUUUGAUGUAAUUUGUGGGAGUGGCUACUGCGAGUUUAUGUUGAAGAAGUUGGAUAAGAAAAGAGAAAGGCAAGUCUUGGGUAUCACUUGUGAGGGCCUUAACCCUUAG
Pocillopora verrucosa is the source of this 2062-nucleotide messenger RNA. The record is from RefSeq and is a predicted model, not a curated record. Lineage: Eukaryota; Metazoa; Cnidaria; Anthozoa; Scleractinia; Pocilloporidae.